AUGGUCACUUCGAUCGUGAGCUGCCUUGAGCCCGACUUGAUCCAGGAUUCCAGCGCAUUUUCGGGACAGGAGCCGGGAACCGAGGGACUGGAACCGGGGCAGGCGCCUUCCGCGACAGAUGCCAACAACUUUAUAAACUUUUGCCAUGGCCAAGAGCUCACAAACGGCAAGAUGAAUGCUGCCGGCUCCUGCAAUGGUAUCCCCAUGGGUCGGCUUCCUUCCGUCGACAACAUGGUCUCGGCCAUCAUCACCAACCCCAAGCAUGCUGCCCGAAUCCCCGCCUACACGAACUUCGUUGUUUCGGUCCAGACCACACAUCUUAGUGCCGGCUAUUUUGUCAACCCAGCCACCAAUUACUAUACGGCUCCUCAGGACCUCGACAGUAAUGGGGACAUCUUCGGUCAUUGCCACAUCGCUAUCCAGGAUAUCGGGUCCUUCCAGUCCUCGACUCCUCCUGACCCAAGGGAAUUUGUAUUCUUCUCCGGGAUUCUCGACUCCGGCGAUGGACACGGACUGCUCUACGCGACGGUGGAAGGGGGCCUUCCUCCUGGAGCAUACCGAGUAUGCACCAUGAUUUCCGCCGCGAACCAUCAGCCAGUUGUAAUGCCUGUGCCUCAGCGUGGCGCGCAGGACGACUGCACCAAAUUUGAAGUUGUCGACUUUCUUCAACCCGGUAAUCCCGAAAUCCCCAUCGUGGUAAAUACGGGUCUUUUUAUCAAUAAUGACUUUAGACAUGCUGAGGGAGGCGCGCUGCUUGAGGUGGAGAAUCCCACAACCGGCGAUAUCCUUGCCUCCGUGGCCGCUGCGCAGAAAAAGGAUGUCGACGCGGCCGUGGCGGCCGCACAGGCCGCUUUCCAGGGCGUGUGGAAGACGACCUUGCCCACAGAGAGAAGCAAGCUGCUCCACCGCCUCGCUGAUCUCAUCGAGCGUGAUGUAGAUGACCUCGCAAGCCUCGAGGCCCUCGACGUAGGUGUCUUGUUUGGCGAAUCCAAGGCGCUGCACAUCCCACAGGCAACCGAAACGUUGCGGUACUUUGCUGGCUGGGCGGAUAAGAUCUCGGGAAGUCUUUUGAACAUCCCCGGAGGUUACGCUUACACCCGACGUGAGGCAAUCGGGGUAUGCGCCGCCAUCAUUCCUUGGAAUGCACCCCUCAUGAUCACCAUCUGGAAGCUUGCGCCAGCCAUCGCCGCCGGAAACGUCCUCAUUAUCAAGACUCCGGAGCUUGCUCCACUCUACGGCCAGAAACUGGCCGCUCUUAUCAAGGAGGCCGGCUUCCCUGCAGGUGUUAUCAAUAUCAUUUGCGGCCAGGGGUCCGUUGCAGGCCAGGCUCUGGCGGAACAUUGCACCGUUCGAAAAAUUGCCUUCACUGGCAGCACCGCGGUCGGCAGACAAAUCCUACAGGCAUCUGCCUCGUCUAACCUGAAAAAGGUCACCCUGGAGCUUGGCGGCAAAGGGCCCUCGAUCGUGUUUCCGGACGCAGAUCUGGACAAUGCCCUAUUCUGGACAACGCUUGGCUUCACCGCCAACAAUGGCCAGGUGUGCGCGGCAGGCUCUCGCAUAUACAUUCAUGCCAGUAUCUACGAUGCCUUCCUGCUUGCUUUUGCUGAGAGAUUGAUCAAGACUGCCCACGGCGACCCGCUCAAACCCGAAACCACUAAAGGUCCGGUCAUCAGCCACAAGCAACGUUCACGAAUUCUUGACUACAUCCAUCAUGCCAAAGAGUCCGGCAUCCGCUUGCUCAUGGGAGGUGAAGACAUGUCUGGAAAGGGAUAUUUCGUCCCAAACACCGCCUUCGCGGACGUGCCCGACGAUGCGGCUAUUAUGAAGGAAGAGAUAUUUGGCCCCUCUAUUGCCAAAUUUUCGACCGAAGACGAAGUUAUCGCCAAGGCCAACAGCAGUGAGUACGGUCUCAGCGCCGCAGUUUUCACAAAUGACGUGAACCGAGCGCAACGUGUGUCCGCGGGCCUAGAGAGUGGCCAGGUUACCAUAAAUUGCUGGGGUAUGCUACACUCCAACACGCCCUUUGGGGGUGAAGCAGUCCGGAUCGCCACAAAGCCUCUCGACCAUGCCGAGGGCACUCGCUACCUCGCGUCUCUCUUCACCGUCCCCAAGCCCCGGUACAUCACCAAGCCCGCCCUCAUCUCCCACAUCGAGAGCAUCCUUGCCGGCGCCGUGUCCCCGCAGCUUCACAAGCUCUUCUUGAGCCUCUCUGCUCAAUCACAACAGGAGAUGGGAUUCCCGAUUUUCCUCGAACCCUGGAUGAUGUGCUACACUUGA
Parascedosporium putredinis is the source of this 2277-nucleotide messenger RNA. Lineage: Eukaryota; Fungi; Ascomycota; Sordariomycetes; Microascales; Microascaceae. The record is from the annotation of a GenBank genome assembly.